Molecule: messenger RNA, 732 nt
Organism: Saccostrea echinata
Lineage: Eukaryota; Metazoa; Mollusca; Bivalvia; Ostreida; Ostreidae
Exons: 2
Coding region: 1-732 (243 amino acids)
Source: RefSeq, a predicted model, not a curated record
AUGAGUUUGGAUCUGACUUCCCUGAACUCUCUCCUCCCUCUCCUUGUGGAGUCUGUCUUCUUAUCCUCCUCUGUGGCAGUGAUCCUCAUUGACUGGAACUACAGUUUUCUAGAGAGUUACCUCCCUCAAUGGAGGAGAAGAAAUAUCAGACAGGAUGCAUAUAUUUGCUUGUUUGGAGCAGCAAUUGCCAUUAUAUACAUGAAUAACUUUGCCAUCAACUGUGAAAACUGUAGAAUUGCUGGGACUGCCAUUGUUGUUCUACUUUCAUUUUGGCUUCAGAGUAAAACAAAUAAAGGGAAUGUCUCUGAUAAAUGUGUAGGUACCUCAGAUGUGCCAGUCUCCAACAAAUCAUUUGGAGGAUCCACAGUAACACAAAGGAACCAGAAAACCAGUGCCUCCAUCUGCUGUGGGGCUGGGACACCUCAGAACUCUCUGUCCCUUUCCUCCUCACAGUAUGAGGAAAAGCAAAAGGAUGAGGAGGAGCUGGUGGCUGCUGUACCAAACCUCAGCUCUGUCAAAGGAAGGAUAAAUGCCAACAGAAAUGCUAGUAAACUCACUGAUGAACUAAAGCAAAUCCAGAUGCUGAGUCAGUUGUCAUGCUUGGACGACUCGGGCCUCCCCCUGGAUGACUAUUAUGAGGAGCCCCCUCACACUAAAGUGGAGAAGAAGGGGUAUAACUCAGAGGAUUUUAAGAAGCUGUGGAAUAAGUGCAUGGAGAGUGACAGUAAGUGA